Molecule: messenger RNA, 1671 nt
Organism: Parastagonospora nodorum SN15
Lineage: Eukaryota; Fungi; Ascomycota; Dothideomycetes; Pleosporales; Phaeosphaeriaceae
Exons: 1
Coding region: 1-1671 (556 amino acids)
Source: RefSeq, a predicted model, not a curated record
AUGUCCAUCACAGACAUGGCUCACUGUGACACGUACCUUGCGUUGUCCUAUGUCUGGGGUUCUACCAGAGGUCUCAAUCUUCAAAAACAAAACCUGGCAGAUCUGCUCAUGCCACGUUCGCUCAACCAUCACUGGCCGCAGAUUCCUCGGACCAUUCGUGACGCUAUCAUUCUCACCGCCAAGCUAGGUUUCCGCUAUCUAUGGGUAGAUGCUCUUUGUAUUGUACAAAAUGACAAGGAGGGCAAGAUGAGAGACAUUGAACGAAUGGCAGCGAUCUACUGCAAGGCACAAUUCACGAUCGUUGCUGCUGGUGGCAAUAAUGCAGACCACGGCCUGACUGGAGCUGGAGAAUCUCCCCGCUCGUUAUGUCACCAAAUAAUUCUUCGUUUUUCGCCGUCCGCGGAGUUCAUUAUUUACCCGUCCCAAACCCUGGACGAGUCAGCAACGAAGUAUUUUCAGAGAGCUUGGACAUUCCAGGAGUAUCGACUUCCGAAUCGUUUGCUUGUGUUCUUCAAUGGCACGGCUUCAUGGAAAUGUAGAAGACUUGAAUGCAGCGAGGGUUUGAUGGGACCCAGGCAGAUGCUUCAUCUACCACGGAACGGACUCAAAUCGGAUUCGACAUGGCCCAAUUUCACGCAAUACACAGAUCUUGUUGCCGCUUACAAUGGUCGCGAAUUAAGCUAUGAAGGAGAUAGCCUAUCCGCCUUUUCAGGGGUCCUUGAAGCCAUCCAACACCAAUUUCCGUCUGGGUUCAUACAAGCUCUGCCUGAGUUCUACUUCGAUCUUGCUCUUCUGUGGCAGCCCAGGAAGCCUCUCCGCAGGAGACCGAGCGAUCUCGAUUUUGCGACUCCAAGCUGGUCGUGGAUUGGUUGGUCAGGAUCUCUAGAUAUGAGAUACUGUGAGCAUGGCUUCGAGCAUCCCAUACUUCCACUUCACUCUGACUAUUCAACAAGCUGGUCAGCUAUGUGCCAUCCUGUAACUGACUGGUACAAGACAACUGGCCCAUUUGACAAGAGAUACCCGGUGAACAACGGUUACAUUAUGUACCACAAGCUGAGAGUUGGUCGCGUUGAUAACAGCCCUAAUCAAGACAAACUGAAAGAAACGCAAUUUGUGCCCUCGGAUAUCACUGAAACUGGCUGGCAUGUCUCGAAACACUUCGAAAAGUGGCCUAAGGGUCGUUCUGAGGCACAGCUGUAUUAUCGUUCCCCGUUGAUAAGCGAAGCUUUCUCCUACCCCCUUCCACUCGGCCAAGGUCCUAAGAUGGUUCAAAGCCAAAAGAUUACAUAUCUACAUUUCUCAUCCCAUCGCGCUUGGUUUUUUGUCACAGAAAGUUCUGUUAAGGCCGUCAGCUCUCGCAUUACAUGCGUAACAGUCAGCAUUGCGGAUGCCAGUGGACAACUAGUUGGUGUUAUGAGAUUGAACUCGACCGAUGCACCAAACUUUGGAGAGGCGCCAUGCGAGCUCGUGGCUAUCUCUAGAAGCACGGCAGACUUAGACUUAUUCCAUGACCGGGCACCGCUGGAAGAGGCUUCUGACACGGCGUAUUUGAUGCAGAUCAUAACUUUCCGUGGAAUGCGAUUGCCCCUCGGCACAACACCGGAUGACUAUCGCGCUUUGCAGAAGAUAGUGGGUAUUUACGAAUACUACAAUGUACUCUGGAUCGAAUGA